Molecule: messenger RNA, 436 nt
Organism: Candidula unifasciata
Lineage: Eukaryota; Metazoa; Mollusca; Gastropoda; Stylommatophora; Geomitridae
Source: the annotation of a GenBank genome assembly
UUAUGUGACCUGCAUGUAUACAAAGUGCCGCCAGAUUUGUGGAGAGGGCCUUUCAACAACAUCCUCAAUGAUGCAGUGGUUGAGACAGUUUCUGUUGGCAUCAUCAGGGUGCCAGCAGAGAUCCGACUGGUGGACAUCAGAGAAGAGAUAGUGCAGCAGUUAGGUGCUAACACAGAUGAACUUUUGCCUAAAGAUUACGUCUUUCUGAGGAGCGUUGGGCGGAGUCUGACCACGUUACGCUUAAAACAAGAAUACCAGUUGAAAGCAAAACAUUUUAUACCACCAGUGGCUUACGCUCCUGAACUGUUUAUUCUGGAAGUCACGCCAGAAAUGAGAGAAGCUCUUGCAGUCAGUGAUACGUCUUCACAGUCACCUCCCUUAUCUCGACAAGUAUCACCAAGGAGUUAUCCCAGCACCUAUCGGCCUGGCCAUGGUG